Messenger RNA from Pectinophora gossypiella (pink bollworm), 4966 nucleotides. RefSeq names its product axoneme-associated protein mst101(2) (gene Pif1A). The coding region runs from base 413 to 4486 and encodes 1357 amino acids. The transcript has 23 exons. The record is from RefSeq and is a predicted model, not a curated record. NCBI's taxonomy places the organism in Eukaryota, Metazoa, Arthropoda, Insecta, Lepidoptera, Gelechiidae.
AAAUCAGUCUCGACGUCCACUCCGCGCGGUCCGCCCGUCAUUCCCGCGAAACUAACAUUUAAUUAUACAAUAUUUAAAUAAUUACACUAAUCGAACCCUAAAUCCCAUGUGAUACGAAAAACGCGCCAUUUUGUUUUUUACUUUUAAAUUUAUUUUCUUUUUUGCGCGCGGGAAUUGAUGACACGCGAUUUGAUUCCGUUCGAAAUUCAAAUGUGUUUCGGAACAGUGUGAAUAUUCCUGUGGUGCAAUUUGAAGGAUAAACCAAGGAUUCUUAUUUGAAAGAAUUGGCAACGCAUCACGGGCCGAGACAACGAGAAUCGAACGACACCGCGAUCCGUACUGUGUACGAGGCCAUAGAUCGCGGACGAUCGGGACGACUCGAGUAGACAAACGAGAACGGUGACGUCACAAGAUGGCGUCCACCGACACAUCGACCUCCAGCACCCUCACCGCCGCCGCUCCCGAGGAGCACAAGCGAACCGUCGACGACGCAUUCCUCAAUAAACUCAAAGGCCUCGUCGAAAGGUUGCGCCUAGACAACGCUACCUUGAAGAAGGCGCUCGACGUCGAGCGGAGCGAAGUCCGAGCACUGAAAGCCCAACAAGAAGGCUUCAUCAGAAACUUGAAGACUGAACACAAGAAAAGGGAAGAGUUCUUAGAAAAACAGCUCAGAACAACCACUAAAGCCGAAAAAGCUGAAGAACAACCUGGACACAAACUCAUUGAACUAAAAAGGUUUACGACAGAAAUUCAGUCUUUAAAAGCGGCUAAUAAGGGUCUUCAAGAAAAACUCAAGGUAGCGCAGGCGGCGGAGUGCGCACGCGCGGCCGAGCUCCGUGCGCAGGUGGCGAAGCAUGCGGCGCUGGAGACGGCCGCGCGGAGAGAUGCGCGCGCGCAGGCACACAAGCUGCUGGAGGAAAUUAAAUCGAAGGAGCGGGUGAUAAUACAGUUAAGGCGAGAAGUGGCGAAAAAUGCCUCUCAACGUAAUGAUCAGUCGCAAAGAAUGGAGUGCGGAGCUACAGAGCUUAGCAGGAAACUGCGAAUUGAUCAGGGAAAAGAGAAGAGCAAUCGCGAAGAUCUGAAAACUGACAUACAACACAGAAAGGAAACUUUCUACAGGGAGGCGCCUUCAGACGAGGACUCGGCCGUGUCGUCAGCCCCCGCCUCACUCUCGCCGCAGCCCCUCAACGAUAUGUGGUCAUGCGGGCAAUGCCGGUCGGCGUCAGAGCGCGCGGCGGCAGCGGCGCGCGAGUGCACGCGACUCGCGGACGCGCUGCGCGACGCACGCGACCAACUAGAGCUCAUGGAGUUCCGAUUGCUCGAGCUGGAAGACGCACAUCCCGAUAAGGGUGCUAGGGACAACCUAACUGACUCGGACUCGGGCUGCGUGUCCCCAGGCUCCCGUAUUAAGGACUCGGCGUCUCCAGAGCUCAAACGAAUGGAUUCCGGGUACAAAUCGCCGCACCCCGGCAGCCCGUGCAAUCCGCGGCGCACGCUAGGCACUCCCCACGAUGACUUCAAAGACGACUUCAACAAGGCACAGGUCCUCGCCGAUAUACUGGAUAGAAAUUCUGAGUCCAGCGAUUCGUUAAGGAGUAAUCCAGUGAAGGAGCAUCUCGAACAGAUGAUCCUGAAUGCGGCGUCCGCUGAAGACAGGAGCUGCUUGGAGCAGGUCCUCAUGUUGCUGUACAAUCUCCAAGCUUUAAGCAGCUCCGUCAGCGAAGAUGAAUGUUAUCAGACAAAACCGAAGAAAAUAUGUGAUCUGAAACAAAAACUAGAAACUGACAUUCCAUCGCACAAAACUCAUAAGGCAAUAGCAACGGUCACACCGUACCAACAGAAAGGAUACAAAUGUGAAUCACUCGAGAGUCUUUGUAGCGACGAGAGGAAACCGGGCAGCGUUCUUCAGGAGAGCGGCAUCUUCGAAGGUGUCGAGACAGAGUGCAAGAGUACACAGACAGAUGUCAACGAAACUUUCGAAUGCACGGAACUGAACACUGAAAUACAACGACUGAAUAGUAUUAGGGAGAAGCUUGAGAGGCAAGGUGUUAGGAAUAGAUCGUUAAGCAGUAAGGAAGAGGGUGAUGGCCUUGAGUGCAGGUGCGUGAAAUUGGGGAAGAAGCAUAAGCAGUAUUACGAGAGGAGACUCAAGUUCUUGGAGGGGAAGAUCUCGAUAUACGAAGCGGCGCAAGACGUGAAAGAGGCUAAGCUUGCAGAGAGGUUGCAGAAAGAGUUUCAGCUAGAGACUAGGGUACAGGAGCUCGAAGCCCAACUUACAGAACUCCAUGAGAAAUACGAGCGGCUAGAAGAGGAUUGUUGUGAGUUAGAGGAAAUCGAAAAUGAUACUCGAUUGCAUUGGCAACAGCUUGAGAUAGACUAUGAGCUCUGCGCAGCGCAACUGAGAGACAUGACGGAGCAACGGGAGUGUUCGCGGGCGCAGGCCGAACGCUUGAUGGCCGAGAUCAACAAGCGAGAAUGCGCUUUAAAGACAAGAGAGGCCGAACUAAUGACGAGAUUGGACAAACUGGAGAGGGCAGUUCCUGCCAUCAUCGCGUUUAAUGUCUUCAAAGUCAUUGGGGCAGACCUUUCGCCCGGUGGACUGAAAGCCUUAACGUCUCGUAUCGGUCCGAUGAGCAGCGACACCAAGACCAUAAUCGCCGAGAUGAAGAUGACCAGAGCCAGGGAAGCUAAGUGCUCCACGGUGAACAUUGACAGCGUGCUCGGAGGAGCGUGCACGCCUGGUUUGAGGAAGCUUGAGGAGCAGAUCCAUAAGCUGAUAGCAGAGAAGAGAGAAGUAGACAACAAAACGCAUCAGUUGAAGAGUACUCUAGAAGCAAGGAUCAAGCAAUUGGAAUCUGAACUAGAAACAGCAAGAAGACAAGUGACUACUGCCGUGUGCUGCUCUGAAGCAAAGAAGGAAAGACUAGACGACCAGAUCAACAAGCUAGAGAAGAAGAUAAAUAAGGAGAAAGAAGAUGAUAAGAAACCCGCAGACGUUUUCACAGCUUCGAAGCUGCAGACGUUGAUCAACUCGGAACAGAAGUUGCUGGCGCGAAUCGCAGACCUGGAGCGAAGAGAGGCGGCAUAUCUGGAGAUGUUGACUCAAGCGGAUGAUAUGUGGGCGGAGAUGGAAGGAGGGUACAAGAAGAAGAUUGAGGAUGCACAGAACACUGAAAACCAGCUGAAGGGAAAGAUAAAAACUUUAGAAUGCGAGAAGAGCAGAAACUAUAAGGACAUCAUCGAGCCGCUGAAGAAAAAACUUAAGGAACUAGAAGAAACAGAGUCCGUAUCUCGCAUAGCCCUUGAGAAGUUUGAAAGAGACACCGUAUCGUUGAUGAAGGAAAACCAGAACCUCAGCCAAAAGUAUCAAAAAGCAAGCUCCGAAGUUCAGAGGACAGAGAACGAAUUAAAGGUGCUUGAUUCUAAGUUUAAGAGUGAGCUAGAAAAGUUGCAUAAACUCAAUAAGCAACUUGUUGAUGAGGUGUCAAAUACACGGGCGGAGAAUAAGAAUAUGGAUAGUAGGUACACGAAUGAGGUGGAUAACCUCAAGAAGGAGCUAAUGAGAGUGGCCAAGUACAACCAAGACUUGGAUGUGACCAACGCAGAGCUUAGAGAAGAGGUUGAAUCUCUGGAAAAGCAGCUAUCUAUAACACAAAAGGCUUUGAACCAAUGCAAGCGAAAAUGCGAUGAGAAGAUCAAGACUCUUAGUCAUGAACUGUCAAUAAAAACUGAGGAGUUGGAAGAGUUGAGAAGUGAAACUAUGAGACAGACGUACCACGCGUCUAGAGUAGAGCUGAAGCCAGACAGGACAGAGUAUGUAGACGAGGGUUAUUCAAUAUACACUGCAGUACCAAAGAAGACAGAUUACGGAAGGAUGCACCAUAGCAUGAGCUAUAUAACAUCGGAGUCUGGAUGCUCGUGUCCGUCGAUGAGAAGCCAGCUGGUUAGUCAGUUGAUCGAGGACCUGUUCGACAGGAUCCACAACACGGUCGACGAUGACUUGACGCGGUUGUGUAGAGAGAUCACUCCUGUGAAGGGGAAGGAAGCUAGUGCUGAAACCAAAGCGAAAAUCACGAAUUACCUCCUGAUGGCAAUAUCGAAGGAGCUUGUCAGAUCCAUAGGCGAUGCUGAUGCUAAGACUGAUACAGAGGAAUGGCAACGCGCAGUUUCGUCAAUGACGUAUUCAGUGCCGAACUACGCGAGCGACGCGCGCGGCGAGUUUGCGUCGCUGCGAUUGGCUGGCAAUGCCGGCGUGUUGCACGGCGCCACGCGAUUGGCUAGCGUGAGCUGCGCCUGCGCGGCCGCACGGCUCUGCGCCGCUGUCCCUGAGCUUGCGGAUAGCGUCAAGAGUUGUCAGGAGGAAGUAUUGGACCAUGGCGACGUGAAGAUUAUGGAGGAGCAGUUGGCGAACGCCAUUGAAAGUAUUGUUAAUUGUCCAUCUUGUGCGUUGGGCACAAAUGCGAUAGUUUGGAGCACGGACGUCUAAAGCCGUUAAUCGUGCGAUCUUUAUGUGUAAAACCUCCACCGACCUCACUCUGGUGCCUUCAUUAGUUAAGCCAGUAAUUAACGAUUGUAUAUAAUCUGUAUAUUUCAUAAUACUCUAGAAUUCGAACCUAACAUAAGCGAACAUUAUCGAACAAGUCGUAUCAUUUCGAAUAAGACAUCGACAUUUUUGUUUAUCGUUUCCGUGCCAAUCGUAUUUAGUUUUGUGUAAAUAGUUGUUUAACAUUGUUUAAGCUUAACAUUUCGAUUACGAGUAUUAAUUUCUCUCGAUUAAUUUUAUCGAUUUUCAUUGACGAAUUUCUUCCUUGCUAAUAAAAUGGCAAACGAUGUCUAUGACGAAUCAAUGUAAUUUGUACCUAACAAAGUUCUCAAAUUAGCGAUUUUAUCUUUGUCUAUUAUUUGAUUAGAAAUGUUUUUAUUUACGAAAAGUGAAUUUCAUUGAUGAUUAAAAAUAUAAUUUAAA